Messenger RNA from Entrophospora candida, 1705 nucleotides. Lineage: Eukaryota; Fungi; Glomeromycota; Glomeromycetes; Entrophosporales; Entrophosporaceae. The record is from the annotation of a GenBank genome assembly.
AGUACCCAUUAAAGGAAAACGUAACAUUCUAGUUACUAGUGCUUUACCUUAUGUAAAUAAUGUCCCACAUUUAGGUAAUAUCAUUGGAAGUGUUUUAAGUGCAGAUAUAUUUGCUAGGUAUUCGCGUGCUCGCAAUUAUAAUAUACUUUAUAUCUGUGGUACAGAUGAAUAUGGUACUGCUACAGAAACGAAAGCUUUAGAAGAGGGAAUUUCUUGUCAGGAACUUUGUGACAAGUAUAAUGUAAUACAUAGUGAUGUUUACAAAUGGUUUGAAAUUGACUUUGAUUAUUUUGGACGAACUACUACACAUCAUCAAACAAAAAUUUCUCAGGAUAUAUUUUUAAAACUUCAUAAAAAUGAUUAUCUUACUAAAGAUACUGUGAUACAAUUAUUUUGCGAAGGAUGUAAACGAUUCCUUGCAGACCGUUUUGUUGAAGGGACUUGUCCAAAUCCAAAAUGCAAAUAUGAGGAUGCACGUGGUGACCAAUGUGAUUCCUGUGGUAAACUUUUGAAUGCUAUUGAUCUUGUUAAUCCAAGGUGUAAAACUGAUGGAAGUAGACCAAUCACAAAAGAAUCAACUCAUAUGUUUUUGGAUUUGGCUGCUUUACAAAAAGACAUCGAAUCUUGGGUGGAAAAGACUUCUAUUGAAGGAAACUGGACUUUAAAUGGUAAAACUAUUACAAAAUCUUGGCUAAAAGAAGGUUUGAGGCAACGUUGUAUCACAAGAGAUCUUAAAUGGGGUACGCCAGUACCUCUUGAAGAAAUGAAAGAUAAAGUAUUCUAUGUAUGGUUUGAUGCUCCUAUUGGAUAUCUUUCUAUUACUGCAAACUAUACUGAAGAGUGGGAAAAAUGGUGGAAAAAUCCCGAAGAGGUUAAAUUAUAUCAAUUCAUGGGCAAAGACAAUGUUCCAUUUCACACAGUUAUUUUUCCUGGCUCUUUACUUGGAACAAAAGAUAAAUGGACAUUAUUACAUCAUAUAAAUACUACUGAGUAUCUUAAUUAUGAAAAUACCAAAUUUUCUAAAUCACGUAAUGUUGGUGUUUUUGGAACUGAUGCAAAAGAUACCGGAAUUCCUGUUUCAGUAUGGCGAUAUUAUUUAAUUAUGAUUCGCCCAGAAACAAGUGAUUCCAUGUUCACUUGGAAAGAAUUCAUUUCCAAAAAUAAUACUGAACUGCUUGCAAAUUUGGGUAAUUUUGUCAACCGUGUUAUUAAAUUUAGUAACUCGAAAUAUACUGGUGUGAUUCCAUCUUAUACUGUGGAUUCAGAGGCUGAACAAGAAUUUAUUAAAAAUAUUAAUUUAUCACUAACGAGUUAUGUUGAGUCACUUGAAGCUGUUAAGUUACGAGCUGGUUUGGAGAUUGCAAUGGAUAUCUCUCGUCAAGGAAAUGGAUUUCUACAAGAUUCUAAAUUUGAUAAUACACUUUUCAAAGAACAUCCAAAUAAGUGUGCAUCAGUGAUUGGUUUAGCUGUAAAUUUAAUCUACCUUUUAUCUGCUUUAUUUUACCCAUAUAUGCCAUCAACCAGUGAAUCAAUUCUGCGUCAAUUAAAUGCUCCCACAAGAAUUAUACCUGACACAUGGACUGGAACUGAUAUUCAACCGGGUCAUAAAUUAGGAAAGGCUGAAUAUCUUUUCAAAAAAAUUGAUGAGAUAAAAGAGCAAGAAUUUCAUUUAAAAUAUGGUGGUGGUUCUAAUAACAAGAGUUAA